AUGCAGCAGUGCCAGUGCUCGUUAAACGACGAAGCUUCCUCUGCUAGUUCCUCUUCUGACGCGACUCACAAUCACCCCGCGUCUGCCCACAUUGCCUCUUCUCGUCACCUCCCCGCCUCCUCCUCUUCCCCCGCGUCCUCCGCUUCCCCCGCUUCCGCCGCUUCCCCCGCUUUCCCCGCUUCCUCCACGACUUCCACUCCUUCGUUUCCGUCCCUUUCCCCCACUCCUCCCCAUUCGUCCGCCUCUUCACAAAAGCUCCCCGCUUCCUCCCUGUCUCCCUCCGCCACUUCCCCAUCCGACCCGCUUCCUGCGCCCGUCCUCCUCCCCCUGCUCUCCGCCUCCCCGCCCCCGCCCUCCUCCCCCGCGCCCUCCACUCUCCCCUCUGCGCCGUUCCCCUUAGGCCCAGGGCACUUUGAGUAUCUGCCACUGAAGGCUCCUUUCCGCAUGGCCAUGGGGGUGCAGCCCAUGGCGAUGCACGACUGGAUACAGUUCACUGAUCCCCCCCUCCCCAUUCGACCUGCCUGCUCACUGUCUGCCAACAGCCCUCCUCCCUCUCCUUCCCGUCCCCUCAUCCCCCCCAGUUUCUCCCUCUCGCACCAUCAUCUGCACAACCACGCUACGGGAGGAUGUGUGCCUCAUGUGUGCCUCAUGUGUGCCUCAUGUGUGCCUCAUGUGUCCCUCAUGUGUGCCUCAUGUGUGCCUCAUGUGUGCCUCAUGUGUGCCUCAUGUGUGCCUCAUGUGUGCCUAUGUGUUGCCUCAUGUGUGCCCUCAUGUGUGGCCUCAUGUGUGCCUCAUGUGUGCCUCAUGUGUGCCUCAUGUGUGCCUCAUGGUGCCUCAUGUGUGCCUCAUGUGUGCCUCAUGUGUGCCUCAUGUGGUGCCUCAUGUGUGCCUCAUGUGUGCCUCAUGUGUGCCUCAUGUGUGCCUCAUGUGUGCCUCAUGUGUGCCUCAUGUGUGCCUCAUGUGUGCCUCAUGUGUGCCUCAUGUGUGCCUCAUGUGUGCCUCAUUGCCCUCAUGUGUGCCUCAUGUGUGCCUCAUGUGUGCCUCAUGGUGUGCCUCAUGUGUGCCUCAUGUGUGCCUCAUGUGUGCCUCAUGUGUGCCUCAUGUGUGCCUCAUGUGUGCCUCAUGUGUGCCUCAUGUGUGCCUCAUGUGUGCCUCAUGUGUGCCUCAUGUGUGCCUCAUGUGUGCCUCAUGUGUGCCUCAUGUGUGCCUCAUGUGUGCCUCAUGUGUGCCUCAUGUGUGCCUCAUGUGUGCCUCAUGUGUGCCUCAUGUGUGCCUCAUGUGUGCCUCAUGUGUGCCUCAUGUGUGCCUCAUGUGUGCCUCAUGUGUGCCUCAUGUGUGCCUCAUGUGUGCCUCAUGUGUGCCUCAUGUGUGCCUCAUGUGUGCCUCAUGUGUGCCUCAUGUGUGCCUCAUGUGUGCCUCAUGUGUGCCUCAUGUGUGCCUCAUGUGUGCCUCAUGUGUGCCUCAUGUGUGCCUCAUGUGUGCCUCAUGUGUGCCUCAUGUGUGCCUCAUGUGUGCCUCAUGUGUGCCUCAUGUGUGCCUCAUGUGUGCCUCAUGUGUGCCUCAUGUGUGCCUCAUGUGUGCCUCAUGUGUGCCUCAUGUGUGCCUCAUGUGUGCCUCAUGUGUGCCUCAUGUGUGCCUCAUGUGUGCCUCAUGUGUGCCUCAUGUGUGCCUCAUGUGUGCCUCAUGUGUGCCUCAUGUGUGCCUCAUGUGUGCCUCAUGUGUGCCUCAUGUGUGCCUCAUGUGUGCCUCAUGUGUGCCCUCAUGUGUGCCUCAUGUGUGCCUCAUGUGUGCCUCAUGUGUGCCUCAUGUGUGCCUCAUGUGUGCCUCAUGUGUGCCUCAUGUGUGCCUCAUGUGUGCCUCUGUGUGCCUCAUGUGUGCCUCAUGUGUGCCUCAUGUGUGCCUCAUGUGUGCCUCAUGUGUGCCUCAUGUGUGCCUCAUGUGUGCCUCAUGUGUGCCUCAUGUGUGCCUCAUGUGUGCCUCAUGUGUGCCUCAGUGUGCCUCAUGUGUGCCUCAUGUGUGCCUCAUGUGUGCCUCAUGUGUGCCUCAUGUGUGCCUCAUGUGUGCCUCCUGUGUGCCUCAUGUGUGCCUCAUGUGUGCCUCAUGUGUGCCUCAUGUGUGCCUCAUGUGUGCCUCAUGUGUGCCUCAUGUGUGCCUCAUGUGUGCCUCAUGUGUGCCUCAUGUGUGCCUCAUGUGUGCCUCAUGUGUGCCUCAUGUGUGCCUCAUGUGUGCCUCAUGUGUGCCUCAUGUGUGCCUCAUGUGUGCCUCAUGUGUGCCUCAUGUGUGCCUCAUGUGUGCCUCAUGUGUGCCUCAUGUGUGCCUCAUGUGUGCCUCAUGUGUGCCUCAUGUGUGCCUCAUGUGUGCCUCAUGUGUGCCUCAUGUGUGCCUCAUGUGUGCCUCAUGUGUGCCUCAUGUGUGCCUCAUGUGUGCCUCAUGUGUGCCUCAUGUGUGCCUCAUGUGUGCCUCAUGUGUGCCUCAUGUGUGCCUCAUGUGUGCCUCAUGUGUGCCUCAUGUGUGCCUCAUGUGUGCCUCAUGUGUGCCUCAUGUGUGCCUCAUGUGUGCCUCAUGUGUGCCUCAUGUGUGCCUCAUGUGUGCCUCAUGUGUGCCUCAUGUGUGCCUCAUGUGUGCCUCAUGUGUGCCUCAUGUGUGCCUCAUGUGUGCCUCAUGUGUGCCUCAUGUGUGCCUCAUGUGUGCCUCAUGUGUGCCUCAUGUGUGCCUCAUGUGUGCCUCAUGUGUGCCUCAUGUGUGCCUCAUGUGUGCCUCAUGUGUGCCUCAUGUGUGCCUCAUGUGUGCCUCAUGUGUGCCUCAUGUGUGCCUCAUGUGUGCCUCAUGUGUGCCUCAUGUGUGCCUCAUGUGUGCCUCAUGUGUCCUCAUGUGUGCCUCAUGUGUGCCUCAUGUGUGCCUCAUGUGUGCCUCAUGUGUGCCUCAUGUGUGCCUCAUGUGUGCCUCAUGUGUGCCUCAUGUGUGCCUCAUGUGUGCCUCAUGUGUGCCUCAUGUGUGCCUCAUGUGUGCCUCAUGUGUGCCUCAUGUGUGCCUCAUGUGUGCCUCAUGUGUGCCUCAUGUGUGCCUCAUGUGUGCCUCAUGUGUGCCUCAUGUGUGCCUCAUGUGUGCCUCAUGUGUGCCUCAUGUGUGCCUCAUGUGUGCCUCAAUGUGUGCCUCAUGUGUGCCUCAUGUGUGCCUCAUGUGUGCCUCAUGUGUGCCUCAUGUGUGCCUCAUGUGUGCCUCAUGUGUGCCUCAUGUGUGCCUCAUGUGUGCCUCAUGUGUGCCUCAAUGUGUGCCUCAUGUGUGCCUCAUGUGGUGCCUCAUGUGUGCCUCUGUGUGCCUCAUGUGUGCCUCAUGUGUGCCUCAUGUGUGCCUCAUGUGUGCCUCAUGUGUGCCUCAUGUGUGCCCUCAUGUGUGCCUCAUGUGGUGCCUCAUGUGUGCCUCAUGUGUGCCUCAUGUGUGCCUCAUGUGUGCCUCAUGUGUGCCUCAUGUGUGCCUCAUGUGUGCCUCAUGUGUGCCUCAUGUGUGCCUCAUGUGUUCCAUGUGUGCCUCAUGUGUGCCUCAUGUGUGCCUCAUGUGUGCCUCAUGUGUGCCUCAUGUGUGCCUCAUGUGUGCCUCAUGUGUGCUCAUGUGUGCACUCAUGUGUGCCUCAUGUGUGCCUCAUGUGUGCCUCAUGUGUGCCUCAUGUGUGCCUCAUGUGUGCCUCAUGUGUGCCUCAUGUGUGCCUCAUGUGUGCCUCAUGUGUGCCUCAUGUGUGCCUCAUGUGUGCCUCAUGUGUGCCUCAUGUGUGCCUCAUGUGUGCCUCAUGUGUGCCUCAUGUGUGCCUCAUGUGUGCCUCAUGUGUGCCUCAUGUGUGCCUCAUGUGUGCCUCAUGUGUGCCUCAUGUGUGCCUCAUGUGUGCCUCAUGUGUGCCUCAUGUGUGCCUCAUGUGUGCCUCAUGUGUGCCUCAUGUGUGCCUCAUGUGUGCCUCAUGUGUGCCUCAUGUGUGCCUCAUGUGUGCCUCAUGUGUGCCUCAUGUGUGCCUCAUGUGUGCCUCAUGUGUGCCUCAUGUGUGCCUCAUGUGUGCCUCAUGUGUGCCUCAUGUGUGCCUCAUGUGUGCCUCAUGUGUGCCUCAUGUGUGCCUCAUGUGUGCCUCAUGUGUGCCUCAUGUGUGCCUCAUGUGUGCCUCAUGUGUGCCUCAUGUGUGCCUCAUGUGUGCCUCAUGUGUGCCUCAUGUGUGCCUCAUGUGUGCCUCAUGUGUGCCUCAUGUGUGCCUCAUGUGUGCCUCAUGUGUGCCUCAUGUGUGCCUCAUGUGUGCCUCAUGUGUGCCUCAUGUGUGCCUCAUGUGUGCCUCAUGUGUGCCUCAUGUGUGCCUCAUGUGUGCCUCAUGUGUGCCUCAUGUGUGCCUCAUGUGUGCCUCAUGUGUGCCUCAUGUGUGCCUCAUGUGUGCCUCAUGUGUGCCUCAUGUGUGCCUCAUGUGUGCCUCAUGUGUGCCUCAUGUGUGCCUCAUGUGUGCCUCAUGUGUGCCUCAUGUGUGCCUCAUGUGUGCCUCAUGUGUGCCUCAUGUGUGCCUCAUGUGUGCCUCAUGUGUGCCUCAUGUGUGCCUCAUGUGUGCCUCAUGUGUGCCUCAUGUGUGCCUCAUGUGUGCCUCAUGUGUGCCUCAUGUGUGCCUCAUGUGUGCCUCAUGUGUGCCUCAUGUGUGCCUCAUGUGUGCCUCAUGUGUGCCUCAUGUGUGCCUCAUGUGUGCCUCAUGUGUGCCUCAUGUGUGCCUCAUGUGUGCCUCAUGUGUGCCUCAUGUGUGGCCUCAUGUGUGCCUCAUGUGUGCCUCAUGUGUGCCUCAUGUGUGCCUCAUGUGUGCCUCAUGUGUGCCUCAUGUGUGCCUCAUGUGGUGCCUCAUGUGUGCCCUCAUGUGUGCCUCAUGUGUGCCUCAUGUGUGCCUCAUGUGUGCCUCAUGUGUGCCUCAUGUGUGCCUCAUGUGUGCCUCAUGUGUGCCUCAUGUGUGCCUCAUGUGUGCCUCAUGUGUGCCUCAUGUGUGCCUCAUGUGUGCCUCAUGUGUGCCUCAUGUGUCUUGCCUCAUGUGUGCCUCAUGUGUGCCUCAUGUGUGCCUCAUGUGUGCCUCCAUGUGUGCCUCAUGUGUGCCUCAUGUGUGCCCUCAUGUGUGCCUCAUGUGUGCCUCAUGUGGUGCCUCAUGUGUGCCUCAUUGUGCCUCAUGUGUGCCUCAUGUGUGCCUCAUGUGUGCCUCAUGUGUGUGUGCCUCAUGUGUGCCUCAUUGUGUGCCUCAUGUGUGCCUCAUGUGUGCCUCAUUGUGCCUCAUGUGUGCCUCAUGUGUGCCUCAUGGUGCCUCAUGUGUGCCUCAUGUGUGCCUCAUGUGUGCCUCAUGGUGGUGCCUCAUGUGUGCCUCAUGUGUGCCUCAUGUGUGCCUCAUGUGUGCCUCAUGUGUGCCUCAUGUGGUGCCUCAUGUGUGCCUCAUGUGUGCCUCAUGUGUGGCCUCAUGUGUGCCUCAUUGUGGUGCCCUCAUGUGGUGCCUCAUGUGUGCCUCAUGGUGUGCGCUCAUGUGUGCCUCAUGUGUGCCUCAUGUGUGCCUUCAUGUGUGCCUCAUGUGUGCCUCAUGUUGCCUCAUGUGUGCCUAUGUGUGCCUCAUGUGGUGCCUCAUGUGUGCCUCAUGUGUGCCUCAUGUGUGCCUCAUGUGUGCCUCAUGUGGUGCCUCAUGUGUGCCUCAUUGUGUGCCUCAUGUGUGCCUCAUGUGUGCCUCAUGUGUGCCUCAUGUGUGCCUCAUGUGUGCCUCAUGUGUGCCUCAUGUGUGCCUCAUGUGUGCCUCAUGUGUGCCUCAUGUGUGCCUCAUGUGUGCCUCAUGUGUGCCUCAUGUUGCCUCAUGUGUGCCUCAUGUGUGCCUCAUGUGUGCCUCAUGUGUGCCUCAUGUGUGCCUCAUGUGUGCCUCAUGUGUGCCUCAUGUGUGCCUCAUGUGUGCCUCAUGUGUGCCUCAUGGUGUGCCUCAUGUGUGCCUCAUGUGUGCCUCAUGUGUGCCUCAUGUGUGCCUCAUGUGUGCCUCAUGUGUGCCUCAUGUGUGCCUCAUGUGUGCCUCAUGUGUGCCUCAUGUGUGCCUCAUGUGUGCCUCAUGUGUGCCUCAUGUGUGCCUCAUGUGUGCCUCAUGUGUGCCUCAUGUGUGCCUCAUGUGUGCCUCAUGUGUGCCUCAUGUGUGCCUCAUGUGUGCCUCAUGUGUGCCUCAUGUGUGCCUCAUGUGUGCCUCAUGUGUGCCUCAUGUGUGCCUCAUGUGUGCCUCAUGUGUGCCUCAUGUGUGCCUCAUGUGUGCCUCAUGUGUGCCUCAUGUGUGCCUCAUGUGUGCCUCAUGUGUGCCUCAUGUGUGCCUCAUGUGUGCCUCAUGUGUGCCUCAUGUGUGCCUCAUGUGUGCCUCAUGUGUGCCUCAUGUGUGCCUCAUGUGUGCCUCAUGUGUGCCUCAUGUGUGCCUCAUGUGUGCCUCAUGUGUGCCUCAUGUGUGCCUCAUGUGUGCCUCAUGUGUGCCUCAUGUGUGCCUCAUGUGUGCCUCAUGUGUGCCUCAUGUGUGCCUCAUGUGUGCCUCAUGUGUGCCUCAUGUGUGCCUCAUGUGUGCCUCAUGUGUGCCUCAUGUGUGCCUCAUGUGUGCCUCAUGUGUGCCUCAUGUGUGCCUCAUGUGUGCCUCAUGUGUGCCUCAUGUGUGCCUCAUGUGUGCCUCAUGUGUGCCUCAUGUGUGCCUCAUGUGUGCCUCAUGUGUGCCUCAUGUGUGCCUCAUGUGUGCCUCAUGUGUGCCUCAUGUGUGCCUCAUGUGUGCCUCAUGUGUGCCUCAUGUGUGCCUCAUGUGUGCCUCAUGUGUGCCUCAUGUGUGCCUCAUGUGUGCCUCAUGUGUGCCUCAUGUGUGCCUCAUGUGUGCCUCAUGUGUGCCUCAUGUGUGCCUCAUGUGUGCCUCAUGUGUGCCUCAUGUGUGCCUCAUGUGUGCCUCAUGUGUGCCUCAUGUGUGCCUCAUGUGUGCCUCAUGUGUGCCUCAUGUGUGCCUCAUGUGUGCCUCAUGUGUGCCUCAUGUGUGCCUCAUGUGUGCCUCAUGUGUGCCAUCAUGUGUGCCUCAUGUGUGCCUCAUGUGUGCCUCAUGUGGUGCCUUCAUGUGUGCCUCAUGUGUGCCUCAUGUGUGCCUCAUGUGUGCCUCAUGUGUGCCUCAUGUGUGCCUCCAUGUGUGCCUCAUGUGUGCCUCAUGUGUGCCUCAUGUGCCUCAUGUGUGCCUCAUGUGUGCCUCAUGUGUGCCUCAUGUGUGCCUCAUGUGUGCCUCAUGUGUGCCUCAUGUGUGCCUCAUGUGUGCCUCAUGUGUGCCUCAUGUGUGCCUCAUGUGGUGGCCUCAUGUGUGCCUCAUGUGUGCCUCAUGUGUGCCUCAUGUGUGCCUCAUGUGUGCCUCAUGUGUGCCUCAUGUGUGCCUCAUGUGUGCCUCAUGUGUGCCUCAUGUGUGCCUCAUGUGUGCCUCAUGUGUGCCUCAUGUGUGCCUCAUGUGUGCCUCAUGUGUGCCUCAUGUGUUCCUCAUGUGGUGCCUCAUGUGUGCCUCAUGUGUGCCUCAUGUGUGCCUCAUGUGGCCUCAUGGUGCCUCAUGUGUGCCUAUGUGUGCCUCAUGUGUGCCUCAUGUGUCUCAUGGUGCCUCAUGUGUGCCUCAUGUGUGCCUCAUGUGUGCCUCAUGUGGUGCCUCAUGUGUGCCUCAUGUGUGCCUCAUGUGUGCCUCAUGUGUGCCUCAUGUGUGCCUCAUGUGUGCCUCAUGUGUGCCUCAUGUGUGCCUCAUGUGUGCCUCAUGUGUGCCUCAUGUGUGCCUCAUGUGUGCCUCAUGUGUGCCUCCAUGUGUGCCUCAUGUGUGCCUCAUGUGUGCCUCAUGUGUGCCUCAUGUGGCCUCAUGUGUGCCUCAUGUGUGCCUCAUGUGUGCCUCAUGUGUGCCUCAUGUGUGCCUCAUGUGUGCCUCAUGUGUGUGUGCCUCAUGUGUGCCUCAUGUGUGCCUCAUGUGUGCCUCAUGUGUGCCUCAUGUGUGUGUGCCUCAUGUGUGCCUCAUGUGUGUGUGCCUCAUGUGUGCCUCAUGUGUGCCUCAUGUGUGCCUCAUGUGUGCCUCAUGUGUGCCUCAUGUGUGCCUCAUGUGUGCCUCAUGUGUGCCUCAUGUGUGCCUCAUGUGUGCCUCAUGUGUGCCUCAUGUGUGUGUGCCUCAUGUGUGCCUCAUGUGUGCCUCAUGUGUGCCUCAUGUGUGCCUCAUGUGUGCCUCAUGUGUGCCUCAUGUGUGCCUCAUGUGUGCCUCAUGUGUGCCUCAUGUGUGCCUCAUGUGUGCCUCAUGUGUGUGUGCCUCAUGUGUGCCUCAUGUGUGCCUCAUGUGUGCCUCAUGUGUGCCUCAUGUGUGCCUCAUGUGUGCCUCAUGUGUGCCUCAUGUGUGCCUCAUGUGUGCCUCAUGUGUGCCUCAUGUGUGCCUCAUGUGUGCCUCAUGUGUGCCUCAUGUGUGCCUCAUGUGUGCCUCAUGUGUGCCUCAUGUGUGCCUCAUGUGUGCCUCAUGUGUGCCUCAUGUGUGCCUCAUGUGUGCCUCAUGUGUGCCUCAUGUGUGCCUCAUGUGUGCCUCAUGUGUGCCUCAUGUGUGCCUCAUGUGUGCCUCAUGUGUGCCUCAUGUGUGCCUCAUGUGUGCCUCAUGUGUGCCUCAUGUGUGCCUCAUGUGUGCCUCAUGUGUGCCUCAUGUGUGCCUCAUGUGUGCCUCAUGUGUGCCUCAUGUGUGCCUCAUGUGUGCCUCAUGUGUGCCUCAUGUGUGCCUCAUGUGUGCCUCAUGUGUGCCUCAUGUGUGCCUCAUGUGUGCCUCAUGUGUGCCUCAUGUGUGCCUCAUGUGUGCCUCAUGUGUGCCUCAUGUGUGCCUCAUGUGUGCCUCAUGUGUGCCUCAUGUGUGCCUCAUGUGUGCCUCAUGUGUGCCUCAUGUGUGCCUCAUGUGUGCCUCAUGUGUGCCUCAUGUGUGCCUCAUGUGUGCCUCAUGUGUGCCUCAUGUGUGCCUCAUGUGUGCCUCAUGUGUGCCUCAUGUGUGCCUCAUGUGUGCCUCAUGUGUGCCUCAUGUGUGCCUCAUGUGUGCCUCAUGUGUGCCUCAUGUGUGCCUCAUGUGUGCCUCAUGUGUGCCUCAUGUGUGCCUCAUGUGUGCCUCAUGUGUGCCUCAUGUGUGCCUCAUGUGUGCCUCAUGUGUGCCUCAUGUGUGCCUCAUGUGUGCCUCAUGUGUGCCUCAUGUGUGCCUCAUGUGUGCCUCAUGUGUGCCUCAUGUGUGCCUCAUGUGUGCCUCAUGUGUGCCUCAUGUGUGCCUCAUGUGUGCCUCAUGUGUGCCUCAUGUGUGCCUCAUGUGUGCCUCAUGUGUGCCUCAUGUGUGCCUCAUGUGUGCCUCAUGUGUGCCUCAUGUGUGCCUCAUGUGUGCCUCAUGUGUGCCUCAUGUGUGCCUCAUGUGUGCCUUCAUGUGUGCCUCAUGUGUGCCUCAUGUGUGCCUCAUGUGUGCCUCAUGUGUGCCUCAUGUGUGCCUCAUGUGUGCCUCAUGUGUGCCUCAUGUGUGCCUCAGGUGUGCCUCAUGUGUGCCUCAUGUGUGCCUCAUGUGUGCCUCAUGUUGCCUCAUGUGUGCCUCAUGUGUGUGCCUCAUGUGUGCCUCAUUGUGUGCCUCAUGUGUGCCUCAUGUGUGCCUCAUGUGUGCCUCAUGUGUGCCUCAUGUGUGCCUCAUGUGUGCCUCAUGGGUGCCUCAUGUGUGCCUCAUGUGUGCCCAUGUGUGCCUCAUGUGUGCCUCAUGUUGGGCCUCAGGUGGGCCUCAUGUGUGCCUCAUGUGUGCCUCAUGUGUGCCUCAUGUGUGCCUCAAUGUGUGCCUCAUGUGUGCCUCAUGUUGCCUCAUGUGGGGCCGCAUGUGUGCCUCAUGUGUGCCUCAUGUGUGCCUCAUGUGUGCCUCAUGUGUGCCUCAUGUGUGCCUCAUGUGUGCCUCAUGUGUGCCUCAUGUGUGCCUCAUGUGUGCCUCAUGUGUGCCUCAUGUGUGCCUCAUGUGUGCCUCAUGUGUGCCUCAUGUGUGCCUCAUGUGUGCCUCAUGUGUGCCUCAUGUGUGCCUCAUGUGUGCCUCAUGUGUGCCUCAUGUGUGCCUCAUGUGUGCCUCAUGUGUGCCUCAUGUGUGCCUCAUGUGUGCCUCAUGUGUGCCUCAUGUGUGCCUCAUGUGUGCCUCAUGUGUGCCUCAUGUGUGCCUCAUGUGUGCCUCAUGUGUGCCUCAUGUGUGCCUCAUGUGUGCCUCAUGUGUGCCUCAUGUGUGCCUCAUGUGUGCCUCAUGUGUGCCUCAUGUGUGCCUCAUGUGUGCCUCAUGUGUGCCUCAUGUGUGCCUCAUGUGUGCCUCAUGUGUGCCUCAUGUGUGCCUCAUGUGUGCCUCAUGUGUGCCUCAUGUGUGCCUCAUGUGUGCCUCAUGUGUGCCUCAUGUGUGCCUCAUGUGUGCCUCAUGUGUGCCUCAUGUGUGCCUCAUGUGUGCCUCAUGUGUGCCUCAUGUGUGCCUCAUGUGUGCCUCAUGUGUGCCUCAUGUGUGCCUCAUGUGUGCCUCAUGUGUGCCUCAUGUGUGCCUCAUGUGUGCCUCAUGUGUGCCUCAUGUGUGCCUCAUGUGUGGCCUCAUGUGUGCCUCAUUGUGUGCCUCAUGUGUGCCUCAUGUGUGCCUCAUGUGUGCCUCAUGUGUGCCUCAUGUGUGCCUCAUGUGUGCCUCAUGUGUGCCUCAUGUGUGCCUCAUGUGCCUCAUGUUGUGCCUCAUGUGUGCCUCAUGUGUGCCUCAUGUGUGCCUCAUGUGUGCCUCAUGUGUGCCUCAUGUGUGCCUCAUGUGUGCCUCAUGUGUGCCUCAUGUGUGCCUCAUGUGUGCCUCAUGUGUGCCUCAUGUGUGCCUCAUGUGUGCCUCAUGUGUGCCUCAUGUGUGCCUCAUGUGUGCCUCAUGUGUGCCUCAUGUGUGCCUCAUGUGUGCCUCAUGUGUGCCUCAUGUGUGCCUCAUGUGUGCCUCAUGUGUGCCUCAUGUGUGCCUCAUGUGUGCCUCAUGUGUGCCUCAUGUGUGCCUCAUGUGUGCCUCAUGUGUGCCUCAUGUGUGCCUCAUGUGUGCCUCAUGUGUGCCUCAUGUGUGCCUCAUGUGUGCCUCAUGUGUGCCUCAUGUGUGCCUCAUGUGUGCCUCAUGUGUGCCUCAUGUGUGCCUCAUGUGUGCCUCAUGUGUGCCUCAUGUGUGCCUCAUGUGUGCCUCAUGUGUGCCUCAUGUGUGCCUCAUGUGUGCCUCAUGUGUGCCUCAUGUGUGCCUCAUGUGUGCCUCAUGUGUGCCUCAUGUGUGCCUCAUGUGUGCCUCAUGUGUGCCUCAUGUGUGCCUCAUGUGUGCCUCAUGUGUGCCUCAUGUGUGCCUCAUGUGUGCCUCAUGUGUGCCUCAUGUGUGCCUCAUGUGUGCCUCAUGUGUGCCUCAUGUGUGCCUCAUGUGUGCCUCAUGUGUGCCUCAUGUGUGCCUCAUGUGUGCCUCAUGUGUGCCUCAUGUGUGCCUCAUGUGUGCCUCAUGUGUGCCUCAUGUGUGCCUCAUGUGUGCCUCAUGUUGCCUCAUGUGUGCCUCAUGUGUGCCUCAUGUGUGCCUCAUGUGUGCCUCAUGUGUGCCUCAUGUGUGCCUCAUGUGUGCCCUCAUGUGUGCCUCAUGUGUGCCUCAUGUGUGCCUCAUGUGUGCCUCAUGUGUGCCUCAUUGUGUGCCUCAUGUGUGCCUCAUGUGUGCCUCAAUGUGUGCCUCAUGUGUGCCUCAUGUGUGCCUCAUGUGUGCCUCAUGUGUGCCUCAUGUGUGCCUCAUGUGUGCCUCAUGUGUGCCUCAUGUGUGCCUCAUGUUGUGCCUCAUGUGGUGCCUCAUGUGUGCCUCAUGUGUGCCUCAUUGUGCCUCAUUUGCCUCAUGUGUGCCUCAUGUGUGCCUCAUGUGUGCCUCAAUGUGUGCCUCAUGUGGUGCCUCAUGUGUGCCUCAUGUGUGCCUCAUGUGUGCCUCAUGUGUGCCUCAUGUGUGCCUCAUGUGUGCCUCAUGUGUGCCCUCAUGUGUGCCUCAUGUGUCCUCAUGUGGUGCCUCAUGUGUGCCUCAUUGUCCUCAUGUGUGCCUCAUGUGUGCCUCAUGUGUGCCUCAUGUGUGCCUCAUGUGUGGCCUUCAUGGGUGCCCUCAUGUGUGCCUCAUGUGUGCCUCAUGUGUGCCUCAAUGUGUGGCCUCAUUGUGUGCCUCAUGUGGUGCCGCAUGUGUGCCUCAUGUGUGCCUCAUGUGUGCCUCAUGUGUGCCUCAUGUUGUGCCUCAUGUGUGCCGUCAUGGUGUGCCUCAAUGUGUGCCUCAUUGUGCCUCAGUGUGUGCCUCAUGUGUGCCUCAUGUGUGCCUCAUGUGUGCCUCAUGUGUGCCUCAUGUGUGCCUCACUGUGUGCCUCAUGUGUGCCUCAUGUGUGCCUCAUGUGUGCCUCAUGUGUGCCUCAUGUGUGCCUCAUGUGUGCCUCAUGUGUGCCUCAUGUGUGCCUCAUGUGUGCCUCAUGUGUGCCUCAUGUGUGCCUCAUGUGUGCCUCAUGUGUGCCUCAUGUGUGCCUCAUGUGUGCCUCAUGUGUGCCUCAUGUGUGCCUCAUGUGUGCCUCAUGUGUGCCUCAUGUGUGCCUCAUGUGUGCCUCAUGUGUGCCUCAUGUGUGCCUCAUGUGUGCCUCAUGUGUGCCUCAUGUGUGCCUCAUGUGUGCCUCAUGUGUGCCUCAUGUGUGCCUCAUGUGUGCCUCAUGUGUGCCUCAUGUGUGCCUCAUGUGUGCCUCAUGUGUGCCUCAUGUGUGCCUCAUGUGUGCCUCAUGUGUGCCUCAUGUGUGCCUCAUGUGUGCCUCAUGUGUGCCUCAUGUGUGCCUCAUGUGUGCCUCAUGUGUGCCUCAUGUGUGCCUCAUGUGUGCCUCAUGUGUGCCUCAUGUGUGCCUCAUGUGUGCCUCAUGUGUGCCUCAUGUGUGCCUCAUGUGUGCCUCAUGUGUGCCUCAUGUGUGCCUCAUGUGUGCCUCAUGUGUGCCUCAUGUGUGCCUCAUGUGUGCCUCAUGUGUGCCUCAUGUGUGCCUCAUGUGUGCCUCAUGUGUGCCUCAUGUGUGCCUCAUGUGUGCCUCAUGUGUGCCUCAUGUGUGCCUCAUGUGUGCCUCAUGUGUGCCUCAUGUGUGCCUCAUGUGUGCCUCAUGUGUGCCUCAUGUGUGCCUCAUGUGUGCCUCAUGUGUGCCUCAUGUGUGCCUCAUGUGUGCCUCAUGUGUGCCUCAUGUGUGCCUCAUGUGUGCCUCAUGUGUGCCUCAUGUGUGCCUCAUGUGUGCCUCAUGUGUGCCUCAUGUGUGCCUCAUGUGUGCCUCAUGUGUGCCUCAUGUGUGCCUCAUGUGUGCCUCAUGUGUGCCUCAUGUGUGCCUCAUGUGUGCCUCAUGUGUGCCUCAUGUGUGCCUCAUGUGUGCCUCAUGUGUGCCUCAUGUGUGCCUCAUGGUGUGCCUCAUGUGUGCCUCAUGUGUGCUCAUGUGUGCCUCAUGUGUGCCUCAUGUGUGCCUCAUGUGUGCCUCAUGUUGUGCCUCAUGUGUGCCUCAUGUGUGCCUCAUGUGUGCCUCAUGUGUGCCUCAUGUGUGCCUCAUGUGUGCCUCAUGUGUGCCUCAUGUGUGCCUCAUGUGUGCCUCAUGUGUGCCUCAUGUGUGCCUCAUGUGUGCCUCAUGUGUGCUCAUGUGUGCCUCAUGUGUGCCUCAUGUGUGCCUCAUGUGUGCCUCAUGUGUGCCUCAUGUGUGCCUCAUGUGUGCCUCAUGUGUGCCUCAUGUGUGCCUCAUGUGUGCCUCAUGUGUGCCUCAUGUGUGCCUCAUGUGUGCCUCAUGUGUGCCUCAUGUGUGCCUCAUGUGUGCCUCAUGUGUGCCUCAUGUGUGCCUCAUGUGUGCCUCAUGUGUGCCUCAUUGUGCCUCAUGUGCCUCAUGUGUGCCUCAUGUGUGCCUCAUGUGUGCCUCAUGUGUGCCUCAUGUGUGCCUCAUGUGUGCCUCAUGUGUGCCUCAUGUGUGCCUCAUGUGUGCCUCAUGUGUGCCUCAUGUGUGCCUCAUGUGUGCCUCAUGUGUGCCUCAUGUGUGCCUCAUGUGUGCCUCAUGUGUGCCUCAUGUGUGCCUCAUGUGUGCCUCAUGUGUGCCUCAUGUGUGCCUCAUGUGUGCCUCAUGUGUGCCUCAUGUGUGCCUCAUGUGUGCCUCAUGUGUGCCUCAUGUGUGCCUCAUGUGUGCCUCAUGUGUGCCUCAUGUGUGCCUCAUGUGUGCCUCAUGUGUGCCUCAUGUGUGCCUCAUGUGUGCCUCAUGUGUGCCUCAUGUGUGCCUCAUGUGUGCCUCAUGUGUGCCUCAUGUGUGCCUCAUGUGUGCCUCAUGUGUGCCUCAUGUGUGCCUCAUGUGUGCCUCAUGUGUGCCUCAUGUGUGCCUCAUGUGUGCCUCAUGUGUGCCUCAUGUGUGCCUCAUGUGUGCCUCAUGUGUGCCUCAUGUGUGCCUCAUGUGUGCCUCAUGUGUGCCUCAUGUGUGCCUCAUGUGUGCCUCAUGUGUGCCUCAUGUGUGCCUCAUGUGUGCCUCAUGUGUGCCUCAUGUGUGCCUCAUGUGUGCCUCAUGUGUGCCUCAUGUGUGCCUCAUGUGUGCCUCAUGUGUGCCUCAUGUGUGCCUCAUGUGUGCCUCAUGUGUGCCUCAUGUGUGCCUCAUGUGUGCCUCAUGUGUGCCUCAUGUGUGCCUCAUGUGUGCCUCAUGUGUGCCUCAUGUGUGCCUCAUGUGUGCCUCAUGUGUGCCUCAUGUGUGCCUCAUGUGUGCCUCAUGUGUGCCUCAUGUGUGCCUCAUGUGUGCCUCAUGUGUGCCUCAUGUGUGCCUCAUGUGUGCCUCAUGUGUGCCUCAUGUGUGCCUCAUGUGUGCCUCAUGUGUGCCUCAUGUGUGCCUCAUGUGUGCCUCAUGUGUGCCUCAUGUGUGCCUCAUGUGUGCCUCAUGUGUGCCUCAUGUGUGCCUCAUGUGUGCCUCAUGUGUGCCUCAUGUGUGCCUCAUGUGUGCCUCAUGUGUGCCUCAUGUGUGCCUCAUGUGUGCCUCAUGUGUGCCUCAUGUGUGCCUCAUGUGUGCCUCAUGUGUGCCUCAUGUGUGCCUCAUGUGUGCCUCAUGUGUGCCUCAUGUGUGCCUCAUGUGUGCCUCAUGUGUGCCUCAUGUGUGCCUCAUGUGUGCCUCAUGUGUGCCUCAUGUGUGCCUCAUGUGUGCCUCAUGUGUGCCUCAUGUGUGCCUCAUGUGUGCCUCAUGUGUGCCUCAUGUGUGCCUCAUGUGUGCCUCAUGUGUGCCUCAUGUGUGCCUCAUGUGUGCCUCAUGUGUGCCUCAUGUGUGCCUCAUGUGUGCCUCAUGUGUGCCUCAUGUGUGCCUCAUGUGUGCCUCAUGUGUGCCUCAUGUGUGCCUCAUGUGUGCCUCAUGUGUGCCUCAUGUGUGCCUCAUGUGUGCCUCAUGUGUGCCUCAUGUGUGCCUCAUGUGUGCCUCAUGUGUGCCUCAUGUGUGCCUCAUGUGUGCCUCAUGUGUGCCUCAUGUGUGCCUCAUGUGUGCCUCAUGUGUGCCUCAUGUGUGCCUCAUGUGUGCCUCAUGUGUGCCUCAUGUGUGCCUCAUGUGUGCCUCAUGUGUGCCUCAUGUGUGCCUCAUGUGUGCCUCAUGUGUGCCUCAUGUGUGCCUCAUGUGUGCCUCAUGUGUGCCUCAUGUGUGCCUCAUGUGUGCCUCAUGUGUGCCUCAUGUGUGCCUCAUGUGUGCCUCAUGUGUGCCUCAUGUGUGCCUCAUGUGUGCCUCAUGUGUGCCUCAUGUGUGCCUCAUGUGUGCCUCAUGUGUGCCUCAUGUGUGCCUCAUGUGUGCCUCAUGUGUGCCUCAUGUGUGCCUCAUGUGUGCCUCAUGUGUGCCUCAUGUGUGCCUCAUGUGUGCCUCAUGUGUGCCUCAUGUGUGCCUCAUGUGUGCCUCAUGUGUGCCUCAUGUGUGCCUCAUGUGUGCCUCAUGUGUGCCUCAUGUGUGCCUCAUGUGUGCCUCAUGUGUGCCUCAUGUGUGCCUCAUGUGUGCCUCAUGUGUGCCUCAUGUGUGCCUCAUGUGUGCCUCAUGUGUGCCUCAUGUGUGCCUCAUGUGUGCCUCAUGUGUGCCUCAUGUGUGCCUCAUGUGUGCCUCAUGUGUGCCUCAUGUGUGCCUCAUGUGUGCCUCAUGUGUGCCUCAUGUGUGCCUCAUGUGUGCCUCAUGUGUGCCUCAUGUGUGCCUCAUGUGUGCCUCAUGUGUGCCUCAUGUGUGCCUCAUGUGUGCCUCAUGUGUGCCUCAUGUGUGCCUCAUGUGUGCCUCAUGUGUGCCUCAUGUGUGCCUCAUGUGUGCCUCAUGUGUGCCUCAUGUGUGCCUCAUGUGUGCCUCAUGUGUGCCUCAUGUGUGCCUCAUGUGUGCCUCAUGUGUGCCUCAUGUGUGCCUCAUGUGUGCCUCAUGUGUGCCUCAUGUGUGCCUCAUGUGUGCCUCAUGUGUGCCUCAUGUGUGCCUCAUGUGUGCCUCAUGUGUGCCUCAUGUGUGCUCAUGUUGCCUCAUGUGUGCCUCAUGUGGCCUCAUGUGUGCCUCAUGUGUGCCUCAUGUGUGCCUCAUGUGUGCCUCAUGUGUGCCUCAUGUGUGCCUCAUGUGUGCCUCAUGUGUGCCUCAUGUGUGCCUCAUGUGUGCCUCAUGUGUGCCUCAUGUGUGCCUCAUGUGUGCCUCAUGUUGUGCCUCAUGUGUGCCUCAUGUGUGCCUCAUGUGUGCCUCAUGUGUGCCUCAUGUGUGCCUCAUGUGUGCCUCAUGUGUGCCUCAUGUGUGCCUCAUGUGUGCCUCAUGUGUGCCUCAUGUGUGCCUCAUGUGUGCCUCAUGUGUGCCUCAUGUGUGCCUCAUGUGUGCCUCAUGUGUGCCUCAUGUGUGCCUCAUGUGUGCCUCAUGUGUGCCUCAUGUGUGCCUCAUGUGUGCCUCAUGUGUGCCUCAUGUGUGCCUCAUGUGUGCCUCAUGUGUGCCUCAUGUGUGCCUCAUGUGUGCCUCAUGUGUGCCUCAUGUGUGCCUCAUGUGUGCCUCAUGUGUGCCUCAUGUGUGCCUCAUGUGUGCCUCAUGUGUGCCUCAUGUGUGCCUCAUGUGUGCCUCAUGUGUGCCUCAUGUGUGCCUCAUGUGUGCCUCAUGUGUGCCUCAUGUGUGCCUCAUGUGUGCCUCAUGUGUGCCUCAUGUGUGCCUCAUGUGUGCCUCAUGUGUGCCUCAUGUGUGCCUCAUGUGUGCCUCAUGUGUGCCUCAUGUGUGCCUCAUGUGUGCCUCAUGUGUGCCUCAUGUGUGCCUCAUGUGUGCCUCAUGUGUGCCUCAUGUGUGCCUCAUGUGUGCCUCAUGUGUGCCUCAUGUGUGCCUCAUGUGUGCCUCAUGUGUGCCUCAUGUGUGCCUCAUGUGUGCCUCAUGUGUGCCUCAUGUGUGCCUCAUGUGUGCCUCAUGUGUGCCUCAUGUGUGCCUCAUGUGUGCCUCAUGUGUGCCUCAUGUGUGCCUCAUGUGUGCCUCAUUCUCCGGUGCUGUUCUCUUCCCAAACGGCUGGAUUCUGCCCGAAAAACUCGGGCUGCCCACCGCUCACAUUCACAUGCCGGUGCCUCUAUACGAGUCGACAAUUUCUCGGGCAGUUGACAAAUUUCUGAACAACCUGGAGCCGGGAAGCCCGUUUGCUCGCUCCAAUUGGACGAUAACUGACGACCCGCGGCUGUUCCGGCCGAUUUCAGAGGCGUCAUAUGCCUCACUGGUGCAGGCCAAAGCAGGGCUGUCAGAACAGAAGCCUCAAAAAGAGCAGCAGCAGCACCACCAGCGGCAAAAAGGGGAGCAAGAGGAGAAGGGUGGUGAUGCGAUAACAGCGGAGAGUGCUGGAUGGAGAAGGAGUGAUAUGGUUGGUGCCCCACACUUGCUCCUCCUCUCCCCUCCGCUCCCCAUCCCACCUCCUGCUCCUCCCUCCCCCUUCCCCUGUCUCCCUCUCCCCUCCCCCCUUUCCACACCCUCCCCCCUGCCCCUCACCACCUGGGCUGUACUGAUCACCAUUCCCCACCCCCCCCUGCCCCUCACCACCUGGGCAGUACUGAUCACCAUUCCCCACCCUUCCCCACCCUUCCCCCUGCCCCUCACACACAUGAACAUAUUGCUCGUCCAUGCCCCCACCUUCACCCCGCUCCCCACCCCAUCCCCCCCACCUCCUUCCCCCUUCUCCUCCACCCGCACUUGCUCAAGGACGGGGCCGGACGGGGGCGAUACUGUUCACCAUCCGCACGCACAUGAAACCACUACGCGUGUUCUCCGGGCGGCACCAGCUGGCUGCUGA
Closterium sp. Naga37s-1 is the source of this 18258-nucleotide messenger RNA. The record is from the annotation of a GenBank genome assembly. Lineage: Eukaryota; Viridiplantae; Streptophyta; Zygnematophyceae; Desmidiales; Closteriaceae.